Messenger RNA from Lasiodiplodia theobromae, 3300 nucleotides. Its product is annotated as Sulfate transporter family protein. The record is from RefSeq and is a predicted model, not a curated record. Bases 1 to 3300 code for a protein of 1099 amino acids. Lineage: Eukaryota; Fungi; Ascomycota; Dothideomycetes; Botryosphaeriales; Botryosphaeriaceae. The transcript is spliced from 8 exons. Gene Ontology annotation, cellular component: membrane.
AUGUCGAGACGCCAGGGCAAGAUGCCUGGCGACCCCCAACCGAGGCUCCAUCUGCCCUUCACCAGCCAGUACGUCGACGACGCAGACCUGAGCUACACGCCUGGGGAGACGUCCACCGCCAACUCCAGGCCUCAGCCUAUAUCCUCCCCGCCCCGGCCCACCACCAGCAGCGGAGGCUAUCUCUCGUCAUCCUUCACCCGGACGCCGGCCCGCUCCUUCUACCACCAGGCUACUCAUGGCUCAAUAGAUACCCCAGAGUAUUCGUCCCAAGGCGUGAGAGACAAGACGCAGGAACUCUCCAUGCAUGCCCUCUCCGAGUCGGGCUCCUUCCGCUCCCCAAGCGUCCUCGCCCACCGCCUGUCCGCCGCCGGCAGCCCCCGCGGCCGCCGCCCGCCCGAGCUAGUCAACGAUACUUUUGACCUGGACGGUGGACGGGACGUGCUGGAGCUGCCUCCCUCGGGUAUAAUCGAGGAGGAGUCGGAGCCCUCCUCGCCGGAGCCUCUGCGCGAAGCCGCCCCCAGGAGGUUCACCCGGCCCGUGUCUUCGGCAGGCGCCAGGCCAUCGUCGGCCUCUGCCGCCAACGGCGAGCAUCAUCGAGAUCCUCGCCGAUCGACCGACGAUCGACGGGGCCUUUCUGAGACGUCGUCGCUGCUCCCCAACAAAAGGCCUCAAAGCAGGAAGCACUACGGCUCCACCACGACCGACGUAGAGGAUCAGAGGCAUGGGCUCGGGUCACGGCCCGCCAAAUUCUGGACUCGCGUCUCGGGCGCGGCCCACUCGGCUGUCGAUGGUUUCCACAGGGCGACGAAUCCGAAGAGCUGGGACAGAGAGGCUAUCUUUCAAGCCGCCGUCGUUGAGCCCGUCUCUGCCCUGCCCGCUGUUUUUCUUGGAUUGCUGUUGAAUGUGUUGGACGGUCUUUCGUAUGGCAUCAUUCUUUUCCCCCUUGGUGAACCGAUUUUUGCCAGUCUCGGUGUGGAUGGCUUGUCAAUGUUUUUCGUCAGCUGCAUCGUUGCUCAGCUUGUUUACUCUCUUGGUGGCUCAACAUUCAAGGGGGCUGUCGGAUCAGAAAUGAUCGAGGUCGUACCCUUCUUUCACAAGAUGACUUACGUGAUUAUGGCGCGGAUGGGGCCAGCCGAGCCGAACGCUAUCAUCGCGACCGUCGUAGUGUCGUAUGCACUCAGCUCCGUCAUCACUGGUCUUAUCUUCGGAGCACUUGGCCUAUUCAAGCUGGGCAAUCUCGUCAGCUUCUUCCCCCGCAACAUCCUCAAUGGUUGCAUCGGAGGCGUUGGAUUUUUCCUGUUCGUGACUGGAAUCGAGGUCUCUGCCAGACUGGACGGAAACCUCGAGUACAAUUUUGAUACGCUGCAGAAGCUUUUCCGCGCAGACACCGUUGCGUUAUGGACUUCACCGCUUGCCCUGGCCAUUAUCUACAUGGUCAUCAAGCAUUAUUACGACCAUCCAGCAUUGAUGCCGGCUUUUAUUGUUUUAAUCACUGGCAUUUUUCACAUAAUUGUUGCUGCCGUAUCUCAUUUUAAUCUUGACAAGGCCCGAGAUGCUGGUUGGGUUUUCGAAAAGCCAGAGUCGGGUGUGCCGUUCUAUCACUUUUACACUCUCUACGACUUCUCCAUCGUCGAUUGGUCCGCCAUAUUCAGGACCAUCCCCACCAUGUUCGCUCUGUCCUUCUUCGGAAUCAUCCAUGUGCCGAUUAAUGUUCCGGCACUCGCCUUGUCCGCGAAGGAAGACGACGUGGACAUUAAUCGAGAGCUUGUUGCUCAUGGUCUGUCCAACAGCCUGUCGGGUUUUGUGGGAAGUAUUCAGAACUACCUCGUUUACGUGAACAGUGUCAUGUUCAUGGACCACGGUGGUAACAGCCGCAUGGCCGGUCUCAUGCUUGCCGCAGCCACCGCUGGCGUUUGGAUGGCUGGUCCCGGGAUGAUCGGAUAUGUCCCCGUCAUGGUUGUCGGGACCUUGAUCUUUUACCUAGGCAUUGACUUGCUGAAGGAGGCUCUCUGGGAUACUCUGGGCAAAUUGCGACUGCUGGAAUAUCUAACGAUCAUCACGAUUGUCCUCAUCAUGGGCAUCUACGACUUCGUCUGGGGUGUUCUUGCCGGGAUCGUGCUGGCUUGUCUGACCUACGUCGUUCAGACGUCACGUACACCAAUCAUCAGAUCAACCUAUACUGGGGCAAUUGCGCAGUCGACGGUCCGCCGGCCUCCGCUGCACCAAAAAUACCUCCGUGAAGUCGGUCAGCAGGUCUACGUUGCCAAAAUUGCGGGCUAUCUUUUCUUCGGAACUAUCGUGUCAGUCGAGAAUGACAUCCGCAAGCUGGUCGAUGAGGAGCAAUUCCGGACCCGACCGAUCCGAUACGUUGUGCUGGAUUUGGUCCACGUGAUCGGAAUAGACUACUCGGCUGCGGAGGUGCUUGUACGGCUCAACCGGAUCCUCCACCGCCGGAAUGUCACGCUAGUGAUAUCAAGCAUUUCGCUCAACGAUGAAAUCGGCCAAGGCCUGUCCAUGGUAGGCUUGUUCGCGCCAGCAGAGAGCAAUGAUGAGCACUGCCCGCCGCCCCAGAGGUUCGAGACUCUGAACAAGGCCCUAGAAUGGUGUGAGAACGAACUUCUAGGUACUCUACACGAGCGUGCCAGAUCACUGGGUUCGCCCAAGGAGGCCGAGCCUGUUGCCAUCACACCACCGAAGCCGAUGGGCAACGGAGCGAAUCCGUUCGACGGGGCUUUCAACUCGCCUAGGCGGGCGCUGCUACGGGAGGCUGCUACUCUUGCACUCAAGGAUCACAAGAAUGCCACGGUCGAUGAGCAUAGCAAUGUGCUCACACCUGACAAAUGGAGGAAUUUCGCCCAACCCAUCCCGCUAAUGCUGCUGACCUUUCAAGAUCUAUCAGACAAGGAUAUCGACUUCUGGCACCGUGCCACACCUUACUUUCAGCGCUGCGAAUUUUCGGCCGGCACGGUGCUGUACUCGCGGGGUGACGACCCGAACGGGUUUUAUCUCGUGGAGAAGGGCUCACUCCGCGCAGACUACGACCUCGAACAGGGACACUACUACGAGUCUAUCCAGGCCGGUACAACGUGUGGCGAGCUACCUUUCUUCAGCGAGACAGACCGGACGGGCACCGUCGCAGCGGAGACGGACGCGGUCGCGUGGUUGCUGACGAGGGAGAAGUGGAAGGAGUUGGAGAGAAAGCAGCCCGAGGUAGCGAGCGAAUUGCUGCGGAUCUGCCUGAAGUUGACGAGUGAGCGGAUGAAUGCUAUCACCUCAUACGUCCUCGUCACGGCAAGCUGA